This is a messenger RNA of Alternaria atra, 1197 nucleotides long. RefSeq lists its product as uncharacterized. Lineage: Eukaryota; Fungi; Ascomycota; Dothideomycetes; Pleosporales; Pleosporaceae. Gene Ontology annotation, cellular component: elongator holoenzyme complex; cytoplasm; transcription elongation factor complex. Gene Ontology annotation, biological process: tRNA wobble uridine modification. The transcript is spliced from 2 exons. The record is from RefSeq and is a predicted model, not a curated record. Bases 1 to 1197 code for a protein of 398 amino acids.
AUGGCGUUUCGCAAGCGCAACGUAGCACUAUCCCGUGCACCAGCAGGCGAAGACGCGUUGAACGCGCCCUCAUCUCCCAUAAUAGCACAGCCUGCGCCAACACCUCCUGGUGUCCGUCCCUCGCCCAUCGAUGGCCGCCCCACCACAUCCACCGGCACACCCUCGCUCGAUGGCAUUCUGGCAGGACAUGCUGGCCUGGCGCUAGGGCACUCGAUACUCAUAGGCGAGAGCGGAACGACGGACUAUGCCGGGGCAUUGCUACGGUUUUACGCAGCCGAGGGCGUGGUGCAGGGCCACAAGGUGCAUGUAGUAGGCAUGGGUGAAGUGUGGGGUAGGGAAUUGCCAGGCAUAUCGGAAGACAAGUCAGACAAGAGGAAGGAAGGGAAGGAGCGAGCGGAAAAAAUGAAGAUCGCGUGGAGGUAUGAAGGUCUUGGACAGUUUGAGAGUGCUAGAGGCUCCCCCAAUGUGCAAAGGACAGCGAGUCAAAGCGAUGGUGCAGCCGAAGAACAGACGGUCUUCUGCCAUACCUUCGACCUUGCCAAACGUCUCACACUGCCUGUCGGGUCGGCGAUCAACUACGUGCCAAUAUCUCCACCGACGGGCGCUUCUGCGUCACCCUUCCCUUCGAUUCUGCAGAACAUACGGCAGCAACUCGAGUCGACACCAUCACACACAAUCCAUCGCAUUGUAAUACCGGCUCUUCUCUCACCAGCGCUGUACCCUCCCUCGUCAGCCCACCCGACCUCCAUACUCCAAUUUCUCCAUGCUCUACGCGCGCUACUCCGACAAUAUCAAACACGUCUGACCGCCAUUGUCACGCUUCCAUUGACCCUGUAUCCAAGAUCCUCAGGCCUCGUCCGCUGGAUGGAGAUCCUUUCAGACGGUGUCCUUGAAUUGUCUCCGUUUCCAUACUCGCGCAUGCAAGCGCUUGCACAAUCGGCAGGUACGACAAAGGACGAAGAGCGACCGCAGGGUAUGCUCGCCGUGCACAAACUACCAGUAUUCCACGAGAAGGGCGGCGGUGGUGGAGCAGAAGACUUGGGCGAGGACAUGGCGUUUACGUUGAGUAGGCGGAAGUUUGUGAUCGCAAAGUUCAGCCUCCCGCCAAUGGAAGGCGACACCGAGGCGCAGGAGGAGGCUGUAAGGGAGGCGGCUGGUGCUAGUGCGAUGCCCAAGAAGCAAGAUCUAGAGUUCUAG